Messenger RNA from Talaromyces proteolyticus, 1995 nucleotides. RefSeq names its product glycoside hydrolase family 51 protein. The transcript has 6 exons. The coding region runs from base 49 to 1995 and encodes 648 amino acids. The record is from RefSeq and is a predicted model, not a curated record. Gene Ontology annotation, molecular function: alpha-L-arabinofuranosidase activity. Lineage: Eukaryota; Fungi; Ascomycota; Eurotiomycetes; Eurotiales; Trichocomaceae. Gene Ontology annotation, biological process: L-arabinose metabolic process.
GUCCCUGCCUGGUGACUUGGGGGCUUUUCGUCCAACUUUGACCUGAGGAUGGCAUCUGUUAUCAUUAGAUUCGGGCUAUUAGCCAACAUUCUGAGUGUCUUCCAAGUUACUCACGCGCUGACUCUGAACGUCUCAACUACUGGUGGCAAUGCGUCGAGUCCAAUACUGUACGGUCUUUUAUUUGAGGAUGUAUAUCACUCCGGUGACGGUGGUCUCUACGCCGAAUUGGUCCAAAAUCGCGCAUUCCAAGGCACCACAAUCAAUCUUGACAGCAACAACCAUGUCGAGGGCCCAUUUCAAAAUCUAGAUUACUGGCACUCGAGCGGACCAGAGGUCACAUUAACACUGGACAACCAACAGCCCAGUUUAUCCGAUGCUUUGCCCUAUCACAUGCGAGUGGACGUUGCAAGUGGCUCGGGCAGUGACAAUAAUAACACGGGCUUCUGGAAUGAAGGAUUCUGGGGUAUGAAUAUAACUACUGCCACCCGGUAUGCUGCCAACUUUUACCUUCGAGGCGACUAUGAAGGCGAUAUCGUGUGUGCGUUUUGGAGCAAUACGACAAAUUCCAUGCUUGGGAAUACGACGUUUACGGGUAUAUCCCAGACGGAUUCUGAUGGUUGGAAACUGUAUCAACAAACCUUCACCCCAUUUGCUUCUGGGCCGGAUGAAAAGAAUACUUUUCAUUUGACAUUCGAUGGAACUGCUGUUGCUGGCAGUAAUCUUCGUUUCAAUAUGAUUAGUGUUUUCCAGCAAACCUGGAAAAAUGGGAACAACGGGUUGAGAAUGGAUCUUGCAGAGGCUAUGAAUGAUAUCGGGGGGAAAUAUCUUCGGAUGCCGGGUGGGAAUAACCUCGAGGGACAGUCGUCACCAUAUAGAUGGAAAUGGAAUGAGACUAUUGGUUCUAUUAUUGAUCGCCCUGGGUUCCCGGGGACUUGGGGAUACUAUAACACGAAUGGGUUAGGACUGCUGGAGAUGAUGCAGUGGUGUAUUGACAUGGGCCUGGAGACCAUUCUCGGCGUUUGGGGUGGAUAUUAUCUAGACCAUGAAGUCGUUGCAGAGGCGGAUCUACAGCCGUAUAUUGACGAUGUUCUCAACGAGCUAGAAUUUUUAUUGGGACCAGAAAAUUCUACCUAUGGCUCUUUGCGUGCAUCCUUGGGGUACCCGGACCCAUUCACCAUCAAGUAUGUUGAAAUUGGGAAUGAAGAUUUUUUCGACUCUUCGAACUCCUAUAUCAAUUACCGCUUCUCAAUGUUCUCAGACGCCAUUAAAGCCGCAUACCCAGACAUGAUCAUCAUAUCCUCCAUCUGGUCUGGCUACUUCACUGACCCUGUUCUCCCCAACGGUACAGUGCAAGAUCUACACGAUUAUUUUUCUGCUUCAGAUAUGGUAUCAAAAUUCAAUGGCUACGACAACGCAGACCGCAAUUAUCCUGUCCUUGUCGGUGAAUACGCCGCUAUAUACGACGAUGAACACACAAAUCCUAACCAACUCGAUAACCCAACCCUACAAUCUGCAACUUCCGAGGCGGUUUAUAUCUUGGGACUAGAACGGAAUUCAGAUCUUGUUGUUGGAUUUUCACAUGGUGCGCUUAUUAAAAGUCUGCAUGAUGAGCCAGAUAAUGUGGCAAUGAUGAAGCACUCACCUACAGAAAUCGUCUUAUCGAUGAGUUACUACGUUGCGAAGUUAUUCGCAACGAACUACGGCUCACAAACAGUUCCUGUUACGGCGGACACUGGGUAUGGACCGCUGUACUGGUCUGUUAUGAAGAAUGAAUCUGAAACGUAUUUUGUGAAGAUCGUGAAUUAUGAUGGCGUGGACUCGACACCCGUGAUGGUGAAUAUUCCGGGAAAAUCAAAUGAGGCCAAGUUGAUCACCUUGACAGCUCCGGAUAUGUAUAGCUCAAACUUGCCGGGGAAUACAACGAGUAUAUGGACAGAGACGACGAACAAGAAACUCCGAGGUGGGAAAAUUGUGGGUGCUAGAAACGACUGGUAG